GGAAAUACUUUUCAUUCCUUCCGGCUGGCCACUCCAGUGAUGCAGCUGUCGCCCAAAUUUGCUGAACUUUCGGUAUUUAAACAGCUAAUUCUUUCCUUGUCGUUCACAUGUCCUGGGAUAUAAUUUGUAUUUUGCCUGACAAGUUUAAGUCGUGUGCUAUAUGACAAAGAGUUGUUAUUUUAAUAAAAGAACGCUGCUGUCCUCCGAGCUGUAACUGAAAGUAACUUCUCUGACUAGCGUUAGCUAAGUCGUUAGCUGAGCUAACUUCCCCAUGGCCCCACUCCGGAUCCUGUGUAUCCACGGUUAUCGUCAGAACGGCAGCUCGUUCCGUGAAAAGACGGGAGCCUUGCGAAAGCUGUUGAAGAAACAAGUGGAGCUUGUGUACUUGAGUGCACCGCACAGUGUACAGCAAGCCGGCAAUGAUGCUUCAGAGAAGGAGAAUGGUUCAGGCCCAGGACCUGGAAGCGACACAGACCCCAAGGGUUGGUGGUUUUCUGACAUCCAGGCUCGGAGUUUCAAUGCUCAGCAGCAGUGUGAGAAAAGCCUGGGGCUUGACGAGAGCGUGACAGUUGUGAGAGAAGCUGUGAAGGUCCAAGGUCCAUUUGAUGGCAUCCUGGGAUUUAGUCAAGGAGCAGCUUUUGUGGCCAUGCUGUGUUCUCUUCAGGAGCGAAAACUGGAGCCUGAGUUCAGCUUUCGCUUUGCCAUCCUUGUUGCUGGUUUCCGCAGUGCCUGUACAGAACACGAGAUAUUCUACCAUGUUCCCCUCCAAAUCCCCUCGCUGCAUGUUUUUGGAUUUGAGGACAAAGUCAUCCCUGAUAACAUGAGCAAGGAACUCCUCCCUUCUUUCCAUGACCCUCAAAUCUUGACACAUCCUGGUGGCCAUUUUGUUCCUGCUACGUCAGCUCACAGGCAAACCUACCAGGACUUUCUGAAGGGGUUCCAAUGAGAAAUAAGUCACAGAAUCUGAGUCAGAGGCUCAAGCACUUCAAUAUGGCCAGGGAGUGUUGGUUAUUCAAUGUUCAGGAAAAAAUCUUGCGACAACAUAAUUGAUUCCAGAGGCACUUUGAGUAAAAAUGUCAAGUUCAGAGUCAUGACCGGUGUGUUUUAGAAGUUAUUUUGUUUCUCUCUGAUCUAAUCCGUGCAAAACAAUCUAAUGACUGCUGUCCUUCUCAGGGAAGAUGUCUUCUAACAGACAAUAAAUUAAGUGACAAUUGUUUUAUGUA
Scatophagus argus is the source of this 1223-nucleotide messenger RNA. RefSeq names its product OVCA2 serine hydrolase domain containing (gene ovca2). The transcript has 2 exons. The record is from RefSeq and is a predicted model, not a curated record. Gene Ontology annotation, cellular component: nucleus; cytoplasm. Gene Ontology annotation, biological process: response to retinoic acid. NCBI's taxonomy places the organism in Eukaryota, Metazoa, Chordata, Actinopteri, Scatophagidae. Bases 272 to 946 code for a protein of 224 amino acids.